AUGGAAUCAUUCGGACUCACUUUAAUUAAUAAAUUAAAUAAAAAUUCAACUAAUGCUAAAACACAGAUCGACUAUUGUUUUACUAAUGGGAAUGGUUUGAAAUCUGAUUAUUUUGAAAGUCUAACAAGUUUUCAUAAACCAAUAUGGAUAAGAAAGCGUGAAAUUUUGACUGGAAUUCAUGUUGAUGAAAUUAAACAAAUUCGUACAGAUAUACCUUUUAAUCUGAAAGAUCUUAGAAGUUAUGAUCAGUCUGAUACGAUGGAAGUCGACGAGGAAUUUUCUUCCGAUCGUUAUAAAAUAGUUGAUGAAAACGAACAAACUGAUAUAGAUAAGACUUUUAAUCUUAAAGACCGUCACACCAAUGAUCAGUCUGAUAUGAUGGAAAUCGAUGAACAAUCUUCUUUUGCAAAUUAUGAAAACAUUGAUUCAAACUCAAGAAAAAUUCUUGAUCACUUUCUUCUCGUACUUGAUUUUAAUAGUACUACAGAUACUGAUCAAAUUUCAAAUCAAGUUCAAAUAAUCAAUGAUUUGAUUGGAAAAUCACCAUUUAUAACUAUGCAUAAUAAAGAUCAAUCCGUCCGGUUAAAAUCGAAAACAGAAUAUUCUGUUCAAGCAUUUGUUUCAGUUUAUACUAGAACUCGUACAACUGCAGAUGGCAAUUGUUUAUAUAGUUCUCUUUCGAUAAUAAAUAUUGCGUCUGAAAAACUAACACAUUCAAUGAGAUUGUUAGCAGUCAAUGCAAUGAUUAAUAAUAGCGAUUAUUUCCAAACACUUUGUAAAGUAUUGGACUAUUCAUUUGAAGAACAGUUGCAAAGAACUGCUACGAAUACAAUAUGGGGUGGAGAAGUUCAAAUCCAAGCACUUUCUAUAGCUCUAUCUCAUCCUAUUUAUUCAUACAUCCAAUUUGACAACAAUCCAAAAAAUAGACAUUAUAUUCCAUUGAAUAUUAGUGUACAGGAAUUAAUCGAUCGAUUUAAUAAAGGAACAGCAGGUAGUCAUUUAAAACAUAUAGAAUACAAAUCCGAUAUGAAUAAAUUAGGAUUUUGUAUUUAUUACAACGGUACUCACUAUGAUGCUCUUUUACCUUUUCAAGCUAAUCCUCAACAAUUUGUACCACAUUUUGACAAGAUUAAUAUGAGUUUAUAA
Molecule: messenger RNA, 1146 nt
Organism: Rotaria sordida
Lineage: Eukaryota; Metazoa; Rotifera; Eurotatoria; Philodinida; Philodinidae
Source: the annotation of a GenBank genome assembly